GGAAGCGCGGCCGGGCGGGCGGGCGCCAUGGCGCGGCCCGCGGUGACCGCGGCGCUGCCGCCCGGCAGGCAUGGACGAUGGCUUCCUCAUGGAGGUGUGCGUGGACUCGGUGGAGUCCGCCGUCAACGCGGAGCGCGGAGGUGCCGGGCGGAUCGAGCUGUGCGCCGGCCUCGUGGAAGGAGGGACCACGCCGAGCAUGGGGCUGCUGCAGGUGGUGAAGCAGUGCGUGCGGGUGCCCGUGUUCGUCAUGAUCCGGCCCCGCGGCGGCGAUUUCCUCUACUCGGACCGCGAGGUGGAGGUGAUGAAAGCCGACAUCCGGCUGGCCAAGCUGCACGGCGCCGACGGGCUGGUGUUCGGGGCGCUCACCGAGGACGGGCGCAUCGACACCGAGCUCUGCACGGCGCUGCUGGCCGUGUGCCGGCCCCUGCCCGUCACGUUUCACCGCGCCUUUGACAUGGUGCAUGACCCUGUGGUGGCACUGGAGACCCUGAUUUCCCUGGGCUUUGAGCGCGUGCUGACGAGUGGCUGUGACAGCUCAGCACUGGAAGGAUUGUCCUUGAUUAAGAGGCUUGCAGAACAGGCAAAGGGCAGAAUUGUGGUGGUGCCAGGAGGUGGCAUCACGGAGCGCAACCUGCAGAGGAUUCUGGAAGGCUCCACUGCUUCUGAGUUUCACUGCUCUGCUCGCUCAGCUCGGGACUCAGGCAUGAAGUUCAGAAAUCCCAACGUUGCCAUGGGAGCGUCCUUCUCUGCCCCCGAGUACUCCAUCAAGGUGGCAGACGUGGCCAAAGUGAGGACCCUGAACGCCAUUGCCAAGAACAUUCUGUAGUGGAGGGCACCGUGCUGGGCAAGAGCACAGACUGCAGGGUGUGCCCUGGCACGCGGGCUGAUGGGCACUGCUUCAUCCUCAGGCUGCAGAGGAUGUGCACUGGGUGAUGGAGCCUCACACCUCUUCCCUUGGCUUCCCCUGAAGUCCCUGGCCUGGAAACUUAUGUUGGCCAUUUUAAAUAAAAGGACUCAUUUCCAGAUGUUGCAGCAGCAGCUGUUGGGCAGCAUUUGGGAGGAAGGGAGGUGAGCAAGCAGGGGGACUGAAUUGUAUAGCACUGCAUGUGAUUGUCAAAUAAACACUGCAGCUGCCCCCCCUCUCA
Messenger RNA from Passer montanus (Eurasian tree sparrow), 1145 nucleotides. RefSeq names its product cutC copper transporter (gene CUTC). Gene Ontology annotation, molecular function: copper ion binding. The transcript has 8 exons. Lineage: Eukaryota; Metazoa; Chordata; Aves; Passeriformes; Passeridae. The coding region runs from base 71 to 826 and encodes 251 amino acids. The record is from RefSeq and is a predicted model, not a curated record.